UUUGGCGCGCAUCUGUGGCCGCGACUCGCUGCUCCCUCCCGGGUGGACUAACUGCUGGAGCUGCCGGUGGACUGGAUCUGUACUAGCCGGCUGCGGGUGCUUACACAGCAGGGAUGAGCGCGACUGGCGUUGCUCGGGUCCAGCAGGGCCUGAAAGAGGCUCUUAUCGAGACCCUGACAGCCAUACUGUCCCCGGUUCAAGAAGUGCGCGCCGCCGCGGAGGAGCAGAUUAAAGUUUUGGAAGUGACAGAGGAGUUUGGUGUCCACCUGGCUGAACUCACUGUGGACCCGCAGGGGGCGCUUGCUAUCCGCCAGUUGGCCUCAGUCAUCCUGAAGCAGUAUGUUGAAACUCAUUGGUGUUCUCAAUCGGAGAAGUUUCGGCCUCCAGAAACGACAGACCAGGCAAAGGCCGCUAUCAGGGUGCUGCUGCCAGGCGGCCUGCGGGAGUCCAUCAGCAAAGUUCGCUCCAGCGUAGCGUACGCCGUGUCAGCCAUCGCCCACUGGGACUGGCCCGAGGCCUGGCCGCAGCUCUUCACCCUGCUGAUGGAGAUGCUGGUCAGCGGGAACGUCAAUGCUGUGCACGGCGCGAUGAGGGUGCUCACAGAGUUCACACGGGAGGUGACGGACACACAGAUGCCCCUUGUUGCCCCUGUCAUCCUACCUGAGAUGUAUAAGAUCUUCACAAUGGCCGAGGUUUACAGUAUUCGCACUCGGUCCCGAGCAGUGGAGAUCUUCACCACGUGUGCCAACCUCAUCUGUGCUAUCGAAGAGCUGGAAAAGGGUGCUGCCAAAGCGCUGAUUUUCCCUGUGGUGCAGCAGUUCACAGAAGCAUUUGUUCAGGCCCUGCAGAUGCCCGACGGCCCAUCAUCUGACAGCGGCCUGAAGAUGGAGGUGCUCAAGGCUGUAACAGCGCUCGUGAAGAACUUCCCCAAACCCAUGGUGUCAUCUAUGCAGCAGAUUUUACCGAUAGUUUGGAACACACUAACAGAAAGUGCUGCUUUUUAUGUGAGAACUGAAGUGAACUACACUGAGGAAGUGGACGACCCAGUGGACUCCGAUGGUGAAGUUUUAGGUUUUGAGAAUCUGGUCUUCAGCAUCUUUGAGUUUGUCCACACGCUGCUAGAGAACAACAAGUUCAAGAGCACUGUGAAGAAGGCGCUGCCUGAACUUAUCUACUACAUCAUCCUCUACAUGCAGAUCACAGAGGACCAGAUCAAAGUGUGGACAGCGAAUCCCCAGCAGUUUGUAGAGGAUGAAGAUGACGACACUUUCUCCUAUUCUGUCAGGAUCUCCGCACAGGACCUGCUGCUGGCCGUAGCAGCAGAGUUUCAGAACGAGAGCGCUGCUGCUCUGGCUGCAGCCGCGACUCGACACCUCCAGGAGGCGGAGCAGGCCAAAAACAGCGGCAACGAGCACUGGUGGAAGAUCCACGAAGCCUGCAUGUUGGCCCUGGGCUCGGUGAAAACCAUCAUCACAGAGAAUGUGAAGAACGGUCGGAUACAGUUUGACAUGCACGGUUUUCUGGCUGGAGUCAUCCUCGCUGAUCUGAACUUGGCAGCUGCGUCUCCGUUCCUCCUGGGCCGGGCUCUGUGGGCCGCCAGCCGUUUCACAGCAGCGAUGUCCCCUGAGCUCAUCCAGCAGUUCCUCCAGGCCACAGUCAGCGGACUCCACGAAAGUCAGCCGCCCUCGGUCCGGAUUUCUGCCGUCAGAGCCAUCUGGGGCUACUGUGACCAGCUGAAGUUGUCAGAGAGCACACACGUCCUGCAACCCUUCCUGCCCAGCAUCCUGGAUGGACUGGUUCAGUUGGCAGCUCAGUUCAGCUCAGAGGUUCUGACCCUCGUCAUGGAAACACUGUGCAUCGUCUGCACCGUCGACACAGCCUUCACCACCAGUGCCGAGAACAAGAUCUGCCCUCUCACCAUCGCCAUCUUUCUGAAGUACAACAAUGACCCGGUCGUGGCAUCAUUGGCCCAGGACAUAUUUAAGGAGCUGGCGCAGAUUGAGGGCUGCCAGGGUCCCAUGCAGAUGCGCCUCAUUCCGACAUUGGUCAGCAUCAUGCAGGCCCCCAGCGACAAGAUUCCAUCUGGGCUUUGUGCUACAUCCAUCGACAUCCUGACCACAGUUGUGCGAAAUACCAAAUCCCCUUUGUCGGAGCUGCUGGUGUGUCAGGCCUUCCCUGUGGUGGCACAAUGCACGUUACGUACUGACGACAACACCAUCAUGCAGAACGGCGGUGAAUGUCUGCGUGCAUACGUGUCCAUCGCUCUGGAGCAGAUCGCUCAGUGGCGCGACGAGCAGGGCAACAGUGGUCUUUGGUACGUCAUGCAGGUGGUCAACCAGCUGCUGGACCCGAGAACCUCUGAGUUUACAGCUGCCUUCGUGGGCAGACUGGUGUCCACGCUGAUCUCUCGGGCAGGAACCGAACUGGGCGAACAGCUGGAUCAGAUCCUGCGUGCCAUUCUGAGCAAGAUGCAGCAGGCGGAGACUCUCAGUGUGAUGCAGUCUCUCAUCAUGGUGUUUGCCCACCUGGUCCACUCUCAGCUGGAGCCUCUGCUGGAGUUCCUGUGCAGUUUGCCGGGUCCCACCGGGAAACCUGCACUGGAGUUCGUCAUGACCGAGUGGAUGAGUCGGCAGCACCUUUUCUACGGCCAGUACGAGGGAAAAGUCAGCACGGUGGCGCUGUGCAAGCUGCUGCAGCACAGUCUCAACACCGACGACAAACGACUCCAAGACAUUGUGGUGAAGGGGGAAGAGAUCUUCAACCCUGAUGAGGGAAUCCGAACUCGCUCCAAAUCUGCCAAGAACCCGGAGAGAUGGACCAACAUUCCACUGCUAGUAAAAAUAUUCAAACUGAUCAUCAACGAGCUGUCGACGGUCGUGGAGGCAAACGCCAGCAGGACGAACGCAGCAGACUGGAGCCAAGACUCCAGUGGAAUGUGGGAAGAGCAGGACGAAGAAGGUGAGGAGGAUGAUGAUGAGGAAGACGAAGGACUGGCCGGACAGCUUCUGUCUGAUCUUAUCGCCUCCAACAAAUAUGACGACGAUUAUUAUGAGGAUGAUGAUGAAGACGAUCCUGAUGCAUUAAAGGACCCCAUAAAUCAGAUUGAUUUGCAGGCGUACCUCACCGACUUCCUGACCCAGUUUGCCCAGCAGCCUUGCUACAGCAUGUUUUCAGGUCAUCUCAAUCAAGUAGAGAGACAAACCUUACAGUCCAUUGGCCUCUAGCGCCCCCUGUUAUUGCUUUGUUGCUUCUACUUCAUCAUCUAUCGCCCCAACAGUUAAUGCACCGAUGUUGAGUUGUGUUCAAUGGACUAUGAUGGCAGCACAUCUUGAGGCGGGAAGGGAUACCUGCACUUACCCGAAGAUUCCUCUGUCUUCACUCUUGAUGGGAUGAAGGACCUCGCAGGUGUUUCAAUGAGGAGGACGCUGAAUUUAUGCAGUCGUCUUUUCCUCCUGUUUUAGUCAAGUCUGGACAGGUUGUAAUAUGAGGUCAGAGCAGGACAAGUGAAUACGAAAAUGUACUAUUUUUGCCUUGUUAUUAUUGUGUUUCUCUACAAACUAUGACGGAAACUUGAAGGUAAAUAAAAUAAUAAAGAGAAACUUUGGUAGCCUUAUAUUCUAGAUGAUGUUUUUGACAUGCGAAGCUCUUAAAACUGUUCGUCUUGUGUGUGUGUGCGGUUGGUAUUUUGAGACCGUUCCCACCAUGAUUUCACGGACCUGUUCUUCCCUUGUACCCACUGUCAUUUGGGAUUCAUUUCUAAAUAAAGUCUU
Messenger RNA from Synchiropus splendidus (mandarinfish), 3770 nucleotides. It is a transcript of the gene ipo9, whose product is annotated as importin 9. The record is from RefSeq and is a predicted model, not a curated record. Gene Ontology annotation, molecular function: small GTPase binding. Lineage: Eukaryota; Metazoa; Chordata; Actinopteri; Syngnathiformes; Callionymidae. The transcript is spliced from 24 exons. Gene Ontology annotation, biological process: protein import into nucleus. The coding region runs from base 114 to 3224 and encodes 1036 amino acids. Gene Ontology annotation, cellular component: cytosol; nuclear envelope.